AUGACUGCCCAGGGCCAGAACUCUCCCUCGGAUGACAAUAUUCUGGGACAUACUCUGUCUAUCGAAACCCCCAAAUUGGCCCCCAACGGAACCAUCUGUGACACGGCCAACAAGUACUGGAUGCUGGUGGAAAAGACCGUCGUCGCAGUCCCAAAAUCCUCAGACACGAACGCACACAUUUUCACCCUAAUGCCAAACAGAGACCACACAGCUGCGGAGAAGGGGAAGCCUGUUUACAUUGGAAUCCAGAAUGGAGACCUGUGUUUGUGCUGCGAGGACUCUGGGGGCCAACCCGUGCUGCAGGUGAAGGACAAGAAGAUCAUGGACCUAUACAACAAUGGGGACGAGUCGAACCGCUUCAGAUUUUAUCAGAACACAUCCGGGUCGAACACGCACAGCUUUGAAUCGGUGGCUCACCCCGGCUGGUUCAUCUGCACCUCCCCGCACACCGAGGAGCCCGUCGGCCUGACGGACAAACGGGGAGAAACCCAUUUCACAGACUUUUGUUUUGAAGUUAAAUAA
This is a messenger RNA of Tachyglossus aculeatus (Australian echidna), 522 nucleotides long. RefSeq names its product interleukin-36 alpha-like. Lineage: Eukaryota; Metazoa; Chordata; Mammalia; Monotremata; Tachyglossidae. Gene Ontology annotation, biological process: positive regulation of gene expression; inflammatory response to antigenic stimulus; cytokine-mediated signaling pathway. Gene Ontology annotation, molecular function: cytokine activity; interleukin-1 receptor binding. The record is from RefSeq and is a predicted model, not a curated record. Bases 1 to 522 code for a protein of 173 amino acids. The transcript has 4 exons.